AUGGCGAGAACGCCAGGGCGGACGCCAUCCAAACAUAUCCCGUACCGUGGCGAAGACUCCACUCGAGGAAAGAAGACGGGAAAGCCAGUUCCGUCUGCCCCUCGCACAUCUGACGGCUAUGAGCGUUUCCACCAACUCAUCUCGCAUUCAGACAACUACACCCCACCUCAACGAACCGUGAAACGAACCAAGAAAGGCGGCUCUGUCGUGCCCCCCAGCGAGGAAGAUAGCUCAGACAAAGGCGAAGGCUCGAUGGACAUUGACGACAGUCCCGUUCCGCAAUACUACCGGAAAGAAGUCUCGCCCAUAUUUGAAGACACCCCAUCGCCACUCAAGCGAGCGAGGCUGGCGGAGAAUAAUCAAGACAGCUCCGAUGACGAAGGUGGCAUUGUCCAUAGGGCGGUAAAGAGGAAAGCACCGCUCACACCGGUGAGGGAGCUUGAAGAAGAAGAGGAGGAUGAUGUGGAUAAUGCACUCACAGCUGGGGUUGAAGACUAUCAAUCCGAGCAAGAGGAGACCCCACCGAGGAAACGGGCGAAGCCUGCCAGUCCGAAGAAACCAAAACCGAAACGCAAGCCAAAACCACGGGUCAGCGAUGGGUCAGAUUCGUCACCAGAGGGUGUACGACGGUCCAAGCGGAUUUCUUAUAGCCCACUCGAGUAUUGGCGGGGAGAGCACAUUGUCUAUGCGCCAAGAGACCUUUCCCAGCCCCGUCAAGUUCCCCAUAUCAAGGAAAUUGUUCGGGUACCCAAGGAACCUGUCAAGCCACUGAGCAAGCGCAAGACUGGCCACGCCCCACGGUCGCAAUCUCGCACUCAAAUUGUGGAGAAGGAGGUCAUCGUAGAGGUCAACAAGGGGAAUCCAGAGGCUGGCUGGGACGAUGACACGGAUACCCAAGCGAUGGUGGUCGAUUUUCUAUCUGGAGAGCAGAUCAUGCGGCGCGUCGCGUUCACUUCCAACAUGUUCGAUCCACAAGAGGCACGGGUAACAAACCCAGACGAUGCUUGGUCCUUCCAAAAGAUAUUCGGAGACGAAGACUUUAUGGCUGCAGGCCAGUUGACGAUUCCUCCGAAAAAGAAGAAACCACCAAAGGCAUCCAAGGACAAUACUUAUAUGUUCUACAUCGUCAAAGGCGCCAUCAACGUGACCGUCGGCACGCAAUCUCUCAUCCUUGCGCAAGGGGGGAUGUUCAUGGUCCCGCGGGGCAAUACGUACCUCAUCGAAAACAUCAGCGACCGUGAGGCCACCUUAUUUUUUACUCAAGCGCGCAAGGUCGCAGAUGCCGUGGAUGAUUUUGAGGGAGAGGGAGAGGACGAGGGAACCCCAAUCCAAGUGCGAUUGCCGUCCGCCGUCCCAGCGCGCUAA
This is a messenger RNA of Mycena indigotica, 1365 nucleotides long. RefSeq names its product CENP-C-C domain-containing protein. Gene Ontology annotation, cellular component: kinetochore. Lineage: Eukaryota; Fungi; Basidiomycota; Agaricomycetes; Agaricales; Mycenaceae. The record is from RefSeq and is a predicted model, not a curated record. Bases 1 to 1365 code for a protein of 454 amino acids. Gene Ontology annotation, biological process: spindle attachment to meiosis I kinetochore; attachment of mitotic spindle microtubules to kinetochore; kinetochore assembly. The transcript is spliced from 3 exons. Gene Ontology annotation, molecular function: centromeric DNA binding.